Messenger RNA from Phyllostomus discolor (pale spear-nosed bat), 1126 nucleotides. It is a transcript of the gene CALY, whose product is annotated as calcyon neuron specific vesicular protein. NCBI's taxonomy places the organism in Eukaryota, Metazoa, Chordata, Mammalia, Chiroptera, Phyllostomidae. The record is from RefSeq and is a predicted model, not a curated record. Gene Ontology annotation, biological process: G protein-coupled dopamine receptor signaling pathway; endosomal transport; clathrin coat assembly. The transcript is spliced from 6 exons. Gene Ontology annotation, cellular component: membrane; endosome. The coding region runs from base 273 to 956 and encodes 227 amino acids. Gene Ontology annotation, molecular function: clathrin light chain binding.
GUGUAGCUCCAGUGGGGGGCAAGCGCCAGGCGCCCCUCCCCCAGUCUGCGUCUCCCCAGCAACAGUAGCCUCGGUCUGGGGCUCAGCCCCUCCCCCGCCCCGCCCCAGCUGCGGCUGCGAAGCGUCUGGAACCGCAUCCCUGCCUGGAGACCGCAUCCCGCCGCAGCAGCCCGUCGGAGCCACCCGUGAGCCAUUUCCACAUUUCUCCCUGUGGAGCGAAGAGGGGGGCGGGGGGCGUGAGCAGGUGACUAGGACAAGGACCACCUCCCACCAUGGUGAAGCUGGGCUGGAGCUUCUCUGGCAAGCUGGGCAAAGACAUUGGGGCCCAGGAUGGGGCUGCCAUGGACAGUGUCCCUCUGAUCAGCCCCCUGGACGUCAGCCAGCUCCAGCCGUCGUUCCCUGACCAGGUGGUCAUCAAGACCCAGACGGAGUACGGACUGCCCUCCACAGGCCAGUUGAAGAAGUUCCCGGACCUGGAGGCCCAGAAGUUGGCUGGCACCAACUCAGAGGAAAGACACGGGAUGCCCGCAGCGCGGAUGAUCGCCUUUGCCAUGGCGCUGCUGGGCUGCGUCCUGAUCAUGUACAAGGCCAUCUGGUACGACCAGCUCGCCUGCCCCGAUGGCUUCCUGCUGCGGCACAGGAUGUGCACCCCGCUGACCCUGGAGAUGUACUACUCGGAGCUGGACCCGGAGCGCCACCGCCGCAUCAUGGCCGCCCUGGGCGCCUACCAGCCCAGCGGAAAGCCGGGCGCCGAGCUGCCCGCGCCCUGGAGGCCCAGCCGCCGCGCCGGCAAGGAGGCACCCAAGGAGGCUCCGAAGGAGGCGCCCAAGGCGGCCGCCCAGGCGGGCACAGCCACGGCCACCGUGCCCCCCGGGAAGCCCGCCACGGGUGGAGAGAAGGACCCCGUGGUGCCGCCGGAGGGGAGCGCGCCACCCCCCACCCCCGCCCCGCAGUGAUGGCCCGCGCGCAGCCCGGCAGCGCCCCGACCGCGGCACCUGUGACCACCCCUCUGACGCCGCCCUGCCUCGUGGUCGUGCCCCAUCCCCAGGACCCCGCUGAUGCCCGCCGCCCGGCGCCCCAUGCUCUGUCGCUUUUCUCUGAGUAAAGAUUCACAUCCACGCCCACC